Esox lucius (northern pike) is the source of this 1953-nucleotide messenger RNA. Its product is annotated as tetraspanin-18. The coding region runs from base 560 to 1336 and encodes 258 amino acids. Gene Ontology annotation, cellular component: membrane. Lineage: Eukaryota; Metazoa; Chordata; Actinopteri; Esociformes; Esocidae. The transcript has 10 exons. The record is from RefSeq and is a predicted model, not a curated record.
AAAGAACGCAAAUAACAAGCCUAAUAAGUUUUGCUACUUGCUAGUUUUUGCUACUUGCUAGUUUUUGGAUUAGCUACCAAGAAAAGCAUUUUAACACGAUUACAGUCGCAUGUCAGUCCAAAUAGCAGUUAAACUGAAAUGUUCUUGAAGAGAAAACCGUUUCAUUCGAACCUUAAGAAUUCUGGUAUUUAUGGGGGCGUGAGAGUCAAGUAUACUACCCCGCCUUUUGGGGAGUACGGACCAUUCCGAGGCGCGUGUGGAAAGGUGGUACGGUUUUCUCCAAGCGCAGAAUCAACCUCUCGGUGAAGAAUGAGCACUGAUUCAUCGGUGAUUAUUUCUGAUUUCUGAGCGCAGGGCAAAAUAGCAUUUUGGAUUAAUCUACUGGAUCGUAUUAACCACAUUUAGAAGUUGUGGAAAUAAAAACUAAUUUCACCGCCGUUGUUCACAGGUCGGUGGAACGUGUCGUGAGGUUGGAACAUUGAACUCUGACGGCGCCGCUCCCUCCCGAACGCCCUCCAGAACCCGGCCAACCGGAGUCCAUAACAGGUACAGCAACAGGAUGGGGGAGGCGUCGUCCCAGACUACAAUCAUGGAGGGGGACUGUCUCAGCUGCAUCAAGUAUCUCAUGUUCAUCUUCAACUUUUUCAUCUUUCUAGGGGGCUCCUUCCUGCUCGGCGUGGGUGUGUGGGUGCUGGUGGACCCUAUGGGCUUCAGGGACAUCGUAGCGGCCAACCCCCUGCUCUUCACCGGGGUCUACAUCAUCCUGGCCAUGGGGGGGAUGCUGUUCCUGCUGGGCUUCUUGGGCUGCUGUGGGGCCAUCCGUGAGAACAAGUGUCUCCUGCUGUUUUUCUUCAUGCUCAUCCUGAUCAUCUUCCUAGCAGAGUUGGCUGCAGCCAUCCUCGCCUUCAUAUUCCGGGAGCACCUGACCAGGGAGUACUUCACCAGGGAACUGAAACGGCACUACCAAGGACACAACAACACAGACGUCUUCACCGCCACCUGGAACGCCAUCAUGACCACUUUCGACUGCUGCGGGGUCAGCCACCCGGGGGACUUCCAGGAGAGCCUGUUCAGGCUGCUCAAUCCGGACAAGAUGGUUCCUGAGGUGUGUUGCCAGGGCGACGGUCACCCUGGUGACAGUGUGGACUACCUCAGCAGGGACGAGUGUCUGAGAGGAAGCAUGGUGUUCCGCUACAACAAGGGUUGUUACACAGUGGUAGUGGACUAUUUUGAGACCUAUAUUUACAUGGCAGGAGCGCUGGCCAUUGUUGUCCUGACAAUUGAACUGUUUGCCAUGGUGUUCGCCAUGUGUCUGUUCAGAGGAAUACACCAGUAAACUUCACAACACAAGCCAAAAAACGACCACAAAGGACUGAGAACCCCUGAUAAAACCAAUACGCUGCUUCUACUCGGGGACACGGCCGUUGUCAGGCCAUUUCCUUGGUAACAAGAAACAAAGCUGCCCAGAACUCCAGCGCAUCUGCGACCGCGUGCAGGGCGACCCCACUCCAGGUUGUUCAGUGUGAGAACAGCGGAGGCUGUAUUUAGAAGAGGGGUGCCCUAAUCACAACCGUGGGCGACUACUUUGAUCGAGGAGCCUCUGCGUUUUUUUGUGCACCCCAUAUGGAACGGGGUUGUUUGACAGGUGCCCCCGGUCCAUCGACAGAGCAUUGUUCUUUAAAGACUUUUCAACGUGUGUGUGGGUGUGUGUGUGUGUGUGUGGGUGCGCGCAUGUGUGUGUGAACGUGCAUGUGCGUGCGUGCUGCUGUGCAUAUCUGCCAGGGGGCGUGCAUUUUACCCAUCUUGAUUGUCUCAUUAUUGUGCAUUGCCUUGUGACGUUCAUUGCAACAGUGGUUAUUUGAAUGUUGUUAUAUAAUGAAGUAUGAUAUUAUUACUACUCUAUUAUAUACCAGUGUAAAUCUGUACACGGCACUGAUUAAUAUUAAAAUGUUU